Gossypium arboreum is the source of this 2321-nucleotide messenger RNA. RefSeq names its product cytochrome P450 710A1-like. NCBI's taxonomy places the organism in Eukaryota, Viridiplantae, Streptophyta, Magnoliopsida, Malvales, Malvaceae. The transcript has a single exon. Bases 332 to 1840 code for a protein of 502 amino acids. Gene Ontology annotation, molecular function: heme binding; oxidoreductase activity, acting on paired donors, with incorporation or reduction of molecular oxygen; iron ion binding. Gene Ontology annotation, biological process: sterol metabolic process. The record is from RefSeq and is a predicted model, not a curated record.
AAUCACUCCCUUCCCAUAAUUAAUCGGGAUGGUGUAUCAUUUUAGUUAUAUUUAUAUAUUUUUAUAUUACAUAUGUAAAAAAAAGCCUUGAUUGUAUUUGACAAAAUGUAAAAUAAUGCGUAUAGAUUAAAAUUUUAUUAUUCUAAACAUGUCAGAUGUGAGUACAAACGACUAAUAAUACAUCCAAAAGAUAUAAUGAUUAUGAAGCUGAUGACAUCAGUGACAACAGAAAUUUCAACACCUUCCCCUCCCUUUCUCUGCUUUGACCAUCCAUUCCCUCUAUUUAUAUUCUUUCUGCCUUCCCCAAUUUCCUCUGCACGCCCAGACGAAAAUGGUAUCUUAUUUAUCCUUUCUUUUACCUUUCGCUCCAUUUUUUGUCACCUUUUUGCUUUUUUUUCUUUUAGUAGAACAAAUCUCUUACUUGCGUAAAAAGCGAAAUGUCCCUGGCCCCAAUAUCAUCUUGCCUUUUUUGGGCAACGCCAUUUCAUUAAUCACAAAACCAACAAGCUUCUGGGAAGUUCAAGCUGAUUUGGCUGCUUCUCUUGGAUUUUCUGUUAAUUAUAUCAUCGGUCGCUUCAUCGUCUUUAUCCGAAACACCGAGCUUUCCCACCUUAUCUUCGCUAACGUCCGGCCCGAUGCUUUUUUACUUGUGGGACACCCCUUUGGUAAAAAGCUUUUCGGUGAACAUAACAUGAUUUAUAUGUUCGGACAGGAUCACAAAGAUCUUCGCCGUCAAAUCGCUCCUAACUUCACUCCUAGGGCUCUCUCUACCUAUACUGCAUUGCAACAGAUUAUCAUUCUCCAACACUUAAGGUCGUGGGAGCGUCUUUCCUCGGAAUCGCCGGGGAAGCCGAUUUCUCUCCGCCUAUUAGCUCGCGACAUGAAUCUCGAAACCUCUCAAACUGUUUUCGUGGGCAGGUAUUUGUCUCGUGAAGCUCGGGACAAGUUCAGAGACGAUUAUAAUCUAUUCAAUACAGGUUUAAUGAAGCUCCCGUUUGAUCUCCCCGGUUUCGCGUUCCGAAACGCCAGGCUGGCCGUUGAGCGAUUAGUCGAAACCCUUAGUGAUUGUGCUACUCAAAGUAAAAAGAGGAUGUCUGAAGGAGACGAGCCUUCUUGUUUAAUCGAUUUUUGGAUGCAAGAAACUGUUAGAGAAAUAGCGGAGUCCCAAACGGCGCCACCUCACUCUAGCGAUGUAGAAAUCGGCAGUUACCUCUUUGAUUUUCUCUUCGCCUCUCAAGACGCCUCCACUUCGUCGCUCCUCUGGGCGGUGACCCUCCUCGACUCUCAUCCCGAUGUUCUCCGGAGAGUUCGGGAGGAAGUAUCAAGGAUUUGGUCGCCGGAGUCGGAUACUUUAAUAAGCGCAGAGCAACUGAGGGAAAUGAAGUAUACUCAAGCAGUGGCGCGUGAGGUUAUAAGAUAUCGGCCGCCGGCGACGCUAGUACCGCACAUUGCGAUGAAGGAUUUCCCCUUGACCGAGUCGUACACGAUUCCCAAGGGCACGAUUGUGUUCCCCUCGGUUUACGAAUCAUCCUUCCAAGGGUUCACGGAGGCGGACCGGUUCGAACCGGAGCGAUUCUCGGAGGAUAGGCAAGAGGAGGUGGUUUUCAAACGAAACUACCUGGCUUUCGGUGCUGGGCCCCACCAGUGCGUGGGCCAAAGGUACGCCUUAAAUCAUCUGGUGCUUUUCAUUGCCAUGUUCGUCACGGUGCUCGAUUUCAAGCGACACCGAACCGAGGGCUGUGAUGAAAUCAUGUAUUGCCCGACCAUCUGUCCCAAAGACGGCUGCCGCGUCUCCUUAUCUCGGAGGUGCUCGCGUUAUCCCAAUCUCUCUCUUAAUUGACCAAAAAGCCCUCCAAAGUUCUCUAGCCUUCUUUUCCGGUAAACUUGGUUGCUCUCUGGGAUUUGUCCUUUGCUGCUUCUCGCGUCCUUGAAGGUUGGGACCGUCACACUUUGUUUGUAGCUAUGAUUCUUUUGUGUGGGGUAUUUUUAUGUAUAUACAAUUGAUGGACGGUUUGGAUAAUUUAUUCUCUUUUUUUAAUAAAUGAAAAUUGGUUUGAUUGAUUGGGCGAUUAUUGGGUCUGUGUUUUAGACGACAAAUAAAAAACAAAAAAAGGUGGUACUUUAAAAUUUCAUUUUUAUUGCCAUUACUUAUUGUGAGCAGAGAUAAGUUGUCGUGGCUAUAAAUAUAUAAUGAGAGUGACGGGGAUGGAUAAGUUCCAAAAGGUGUCUUUAAUUAGCUAAUUGUAUGCCAAUCCAUUAAUUAGCUAAUUGUAUGGCCGGGUUGAGUUGGCAUGAAUAUGAUAUUUAUUGUUACUAAUAAA